AUGCAAGGUCUCACGGUUGCCCUCCUUGCCUGGGCUCUGCUUCACCCUCAUGGUGGUGGUGGUGGUGAUGCCUGGCCCACACACACAGCCUGCAAGAAUGGAGACUUGGAAGUGCUCUACCAGAGCUGCGAUUCAUUACAAGACUUUGGCUUUUCUAUUGACCAGUGUUCCAAACUAUUAAAACCAAAUAUCAACAUUAGAUUUGGAAUCAUUCUGAGAGAGGACAUCAAUGAGCUAUUUCUUGAUGUAACUCUUCUCACAAAAGGGUCAUCCAUUUUGAAUUUCUCCUAUCCUGUCUGUGAACUGGAUCAACCAAAGUUUUCUUUCUGUGGAAGAAGAAAAGGGGAACAGUUUUACUAUGCUGGCCCUGUCAAUAGUCCUGAAUUUGAAAUCCCCAAGGGAGAAUAUGAGGUCUUGCUGGAACUGUAUAAUGAAAACCACUCCACUGUGGCCUGUGCCAAUGCCACUGUCAUUUGCUCCUAA
Orycteropus afer afer is the source of this 483-nucleotide messenger RNA. RefSeq names its product lymphocyte antigen 86 (gene LY86). The transcript is spliced from 5 exons. NCBI's taxonomy places the organism in Eukaryota, Metazoa, Chordata, Mammalia, Tubulidentata, Orycteropodidae. The record is from RefSeq and is a predicted model, not a curated record. Bases 1 to 483 code for a protein of 160 amino acids. Gene Ontology annotation, biological process: innate immune response; positive regulation of lipopolysaccharide-mediated signaling pathway.